This is a messenger RNA of Corticium candelabrum, 1340 nucleotides long. Its product is annotated as tol-Pal system protein TolA-like. NCBI's taxonomy places the organism in Eukaryota, Metazoa, Porifera, Homoscleromorpha, Homosclerophorida, Plakinidae. The coding region runs from base 847 to 1185 and encodes 112 amino acids. The transcript is spliced from 12 exons. The record is from RefSeq and is a predicted model, not a curated record.
UUGCAUGUGGGCGUGUGUGCUGCGGGUUUGUAGUAUGUCGAUGAAUUUUGCUCGAUUUGGCAACGAGAUAAAGUCCUCGUACGAAGAAGUCAUCAGCGAUUCGUCGAACACAAACUUGUUUUGGUCAAAUGUGUUUUUUCGUCAUUUUCGCCUUCGUCUUCAGGGCGCUGUUCGGUUAUGACAAACAGACGAACGACCUAAAAGUCAUUGAGACUGGAGAUGGGCGCAUUGAGGAAUUGGGCGAAGAGUUUAGCGGCAGUAAAAUACAAUACGGAUGGUGCAAAGUGACCGAUCCGAACACCAACCUGCCGAAGCUUGUUCUUAUCAACUGGUUUAGGGAGGCGGCACCGACAUCACGGAAAGGCGUCUGUCAACAUCAUGUCAACGAUAUUGCCGGAUUUCUAAGGGGUGCUCACGUGGCCAUCAAUGCUUGGAGAAGGUCGUAUUGAAGAAAGUGUCGAAAUCGUCUGGAGCUCGUUAUGGCUUCCACAAGGAAAAGGCCAUACCAGUGGACCUAUCCGGUCCAGUGGUAUGUAUGCUGUAUUUGUACUAAAUGGGUUUGGUUUGCAAGAAAGCCGACGUAUGAGCUGAUAUUGAUGCAAACAAACGAGACAAGUUUUGGUCUGACCAAGAGAAACUUGAGAAGCAGCGCGUUCAAGAGGAACGUUAGGUAAAAAUUGAGGAAGAAAAGAAGCAGACAGUGAAAUCAAAGAGAGGGAGGCAAGAGAGACAACUUCGUGGAGAGAGAAAGCUGAACGUGAACGAUCAAUUGAUGAACAGAAAACUCGUGAAAGAGAAGACUAUUGUAGACGUGAAGAAGAGGACAGAGCACAUUGCAAAGCUUGCAUGGAGCAGUUGGAUGCUGAAACUGAGAGGGACAAGCGGCAAGCACACGAGGACAGACGAAGGUUUAAGCAGCAAGAACAUGAGACAAUCGGUGUUGCAGUGAGGCACACAAAUGAAACUGUUGCUGAGCGAGAAGCCGCUACUCAUCAGGUGGAAGAAGAAGCCACAGAUGCUCAGCAUGCAGUAGAAGAAGCAAGACGUGCAGUGGAAGAGGCAAAGGCCAUGCGAGAUGCAGAGACACAAGCAGAGACAGAAGCCGAGGCCGCUGCUGCAGAGGAAGCCGCUCGACAGGCACAAGAAGCAGCCGGGCAAGCACUAGCUGAACAGAAAAACUCGUGAAAGGAAAGAAUAUUGUAGACUUGAAGAAGAAGACAGAGCACAUUGUAUUAGUUCUUUGUAUGCUUCAUUAUCUUUAAUACAGACAUUUAGUAAACAUCAGGAAUGUGACAGACAGGCAGGUUGCGUAUGCAGGAGUGUGCAUGAACACUGGCAAG